Setaria italica (foxtail millet) is the source of this 1092-nucleotide messenger RNA. Its product is annotated as ras-related protein RABA2a. The transcript has 2 exons. Gene Ontology annotation, cellular component: endosome. The coding region runs from base 262 to 918 and encodes 218 amino acids. Lineage: Eukaryota; Viridiplantae; Streptophyta; Magnoliopsida; Poales; Poaceae. Gene Ontology annotation, molecular function: GTP binding; GTPase activity. The record is from RefSeq and is a predicted model, not a curated record.
ACUCCUAGUGGGGAGACCGAGGGAGCGAGGAGGAUCAGCCGCAGCUGCCAGCUGCUCCGCAAGGGCAGACUGCAGAGUGGGUGAGAACCAGCCGAGCAGAGCAAUAGAUCCAGCGGCCUUCAUCCUUGCUUCCUUGGCCUCGCUUUGCUUUUGCUUCAGUCUGCCACUCUGCUCGGUCAGGUCUCUCCCCUCCUCUCGACUGCCGAGAUUGGGAGCGAGCGAGAAGCGAGCGGAAAGAGAGGGGAGAUCCAAUCCAUUCCAAUGGCUGGGCGGCGCGCGGAAGAGGAGUACGACUAUCUCUUCAAGGUGGUGCUCAUCGGGGACUCCGGCGUCGGCAAGUCCAACCUCCUCUCCCGCUUCACCCGCAACGAGUUCUGCCUCGAGUCCAAGUCCACGAUCGGCGUCGAGUUCGCAACGCGAACGCUCCAUGUUGAGGGCAAGAUCAUCAAGGCGCAGAUCUGGGACACGGCAGGUCAAGAGCGGUACCGGGCAAUCACGAGCGCCUACUAUCGUGGAGCCCUUGGCGCUGUCCUUGUCUAUGAUGUGAGCAAGCCCACCACCUUUGAGAACAUCAGCCGGUGGCUCAAGGAGCUGCGCGACCAUGCUGACUCCAACAUCAGAAUCAUGCUCGUCGGCAACAAGACCGACCUGAGACACCUCCGGGCUGUUGCCACGGAGCACGCCCAGAACUUUGCAGAGGCAGAAGGCCUAUCCUACAUCGAGACCUCCGCGCUGGAGGCGACAAACGUGGAGGAGGCGUUCCAGCUCAUUCUGGGCGACAUUUACCGUGCCAUCAGCAAGAAGCCCGUGGCGUCAGACGAGUCUGGGGCAGGGGCAGCCGGAGGCGUCAAGGAAGGUAAGACGAUCAAUGUUGCAGCUGACGCUGCUGCUGAAAAGAAGCAAUGCUGCUCAACUUAGUAUGGGUGGUGCGUCCUGCUGAGAUAUUUCAGAGGCGUGUAUGCUGUUGUAAUGGCCAUUUUGAGUCCAAAGUUUGUUGAUUCAUUUUGUCAGAUAGUACCUUUGUUGGACCUCAUGUUCACAUUUUCUCUAAAGCAAGCAGUUAUAUAUGAUUAUAUCGAAUCAUCAAGUCAA